UCCCACCCCACAGAUGGACGACAUGGCUGCAUACUACCCUCCGCCUUCGGCUCAUCCGCCACCACCUUUCCCUUAUUACCAACCCCAUCCGCCGCCCCUGGGACCGCCGGCUCCACCGCCACAACAGGUGGCUCCGCCUCCCCUCCGCCGCCUCCUCAGCAACAGCCAUUCCUUUUCCCUCACCAGCCACCACCACCCCCAUUCGCCUCUUAUGCCCCUCCUCUUUACCCGCAGACGUCGGUCGAUGAGGUCCGGACUCUGUUCGUUGCAGGGCUGCCGGAGGACGUCAAGCCUCGGGAAAUCUACAAUCUAUUUCGGGAGUUUCCAGGGUACGAGUCUUCACAUCUCCGGAGCCCCUCGCAGAAUUCUCAGCCAUUUGCUUUUGCUGUAUUCUUGGAUCAACAGUCCGCAAUUGCAGCAAUGCAUGCGCUGAAUGGGAUGGUGUUUGACCUUGAAAAGGGAUCAACCCUUUAUAUUGACCUUGCAAAAUCAAAUUCCAGAUCUAAACGCUCAAGAGCAGAUGAUGAAAGACCUGGCUUGGAUAAGAAAGUUAAAGGAUCUGCUGGAUUCUCAAGGCCUCCCGAUUCUGGUGUUGGCAGCGUACACAUGCCUGGAAUGGGUAAUUCUGCUUACAGCAUGAUUGGUUAUCCAUCUACACAAAGUCAUGGAAACUUUGAUGGCAGGGCUUUAAACGAGACUCCUGCAAAAUUGAAUAAUUCUUCAGCACCUUAUUUUCCACAAAAUGUUACACCAUGUCCGACACUUUUUGUGGCUAAUCUGGGGCCAACUUGUUCAGAGCAAGAGCUAAUUGAUAUAUUUUCAAGAUGCCCUGGAUUUUUGAAAUUGAAGAUGCAGAGCACAUAUGGAACUCCAGUUGCAUUUGUUGACUUCCAGGAUACGCCCUGUUCGACAGGAGCCCUAAAUCAUCUCCAAGGCACAGUUCUAUACUCAUCACCAGCUGGUGAAGGCAUGCGAAUAGAGUAUGCUAAAUCAAGGAUGGGAUUGCGGAGAAAGCCGAAGUAAAUGCAGAAAGAACAAGCAAGGGAAGAUGACCAGACCAUGCACAUAUAUUGUAGCCUUCACCUAAGGGUAUGCUCAUUGGCCCUGGUUUUUGUACCAAGAGCUAGGCGAACUGAAUAUCAGCAGAUUAGUUAUUACUCAAUUUCCUUCUCGACAGUUCAUAACCUUUGAUAGCUUUGACGGUUGAAUAAUGCAACCUGGAAAUAAAUUCAUGCCCUUUAGCAAAUUAUUGGA
Molecule: messenger RNA, 1254 nt
Organism: Vitis riparia (riverbank grape)
Lineage: Eukaryota; Viridiplantae; Streptophyta; Magnoliopsida; Vitales; Vitaceae
Exons: 10
Molecular function (GO): mRNA binding
Source: RefSeq, a predicted model, not a curated record